AACGUAAAGAAAAAGUUUCAAAACUUUUCAUGCUGUAAAAUAACAAAUUAAUCGUUUUGUCUGCUCUGGCAGAUCAACGCGAAAUUCGCUGAGACGUCUGACUAUCGUAAGGUUGUACUACUUAAAGCGCGCGGUCUCGCUGUAGUUGCUUUAAUUUUCGCGUCAAUGUAAAUGCUUCUAAUAAAAAACUCAGUAAUCUUUUUACUAAAUUAUUUCAAUAGAAGGGAAACAAAGGGAAAAGUUACUGUAAUUAUAUAUAACUAUAAUUAUGUUAUAAUUGAGUCGCGCUGGUAGUAGCCAGCCGAUGGAGCCGGUCGGAACAACAAAAGCGAGGAACACGAUAUAAGAUACCGCGAGUUGUAUCUAAUCUCUACCGUGCUGAAGAAGCGUCCGGCAGAGUGCAAUGAGAGUAAAUACACAUUGUAAGCAGAAGGGGGAACUUUCGGUGUAUCGAUGGUCGGCUAUUAAUACAGUCCGGUUGUUAGUUCUAUUCGCAGCAUUGGUCUGUUCAAUAAUAAACACGGUGUUUUCCAUCUGUUAUUGGUGUACAAUUCGAGCAAUCUCAACAACGUAUUAAUUGCCGUUGUAUUAAUCAAAAGCAGUCCAUCCAGUGUCUCUUAGAACUGACUGAAAUUCGACAACGAGAGAAAAUGAAGUCUAUCGUGUACUUUUUCUUGUUUAACCUACUGGUCGCCGUCGCCUACAGAAACGAGCAGUGUCAACGAGGGACAGACGAGCAACUUAUCUGGGACUACGACGUCAGAAGAUCGUACAGAAUCGGUACAUAUCAAGAAGUAGAAGCAGAGUAUGGACCGGCCAAUGUGACGAUCACUUGCAUAGGAGUAGAUUCCCUAUCUAAGGAGAACAACGGAGCCAUGUGGGUGACAUCUGGUGGGAUAGGAUAUAAUUUCAUUAAGAUUAAGUUCAGGUCGAAAUACUCCCGUGGAUUUCAUUAUCGAGUCUACGUUUAUGGGAAACCGUACAGAACAAACUUUAACGUGUUAUAAUCCUGUGUGAACAAGAAUUCCUUAUGGCAUUUACGAAUGUAUUUUGAUACAAUUUUUCUCAUCAAAUAUAUGUAGGAAUCCCGACUUGAGAUCCCAAUUUGUAGGAAUUUUGGUAAAAGAAUGGUUGUUUAUUUUAGGUUAAAUAAAGAAAAUUUGUUUAAUGAUGAUUAUAAA
Messenger RNA from Frieseomelitta varia, 1181 nucleotides. RefSeq lists its product as uncharacterized. Bases 651 to 1007 code for a protein of 118 amino acids. The transcript has 2 exons. Lineage: Eukaryota; Metazoa; Arthropoda; Insecta; Hymenoptera; Apidae. The record is from RefSeq and is a predicted model, not a curated record.